Messenger RNA from Oppiella nova, 705 nucleotides. Lineage: Eukaryota; Metazoa; Arthropoda; Arachnida; Sarcoptiformes; Oppiidae. The record is from the annotation of a GenBank genome assembly.
GGUAAGACUAUGCUGGCAAAGGCUACUGCCAAGAUGGCUAACUCAAGGUUUAUCAAUUUGGAAAUUCCCACGAUGACCGAUAAACUAUACGGUGAAUCACAAAAAUUAGCCACGGCGGUAUUUACAUUGGCACAAAAAUUGCAACCAUGCAUCAUAUUCAUAGAUGAGAUUGAUACAUUUUUGCGAUCGCGAGGUAACAAUGACCACGAAGCUACAGCCAUGAUCAAGGCACAGUUCAUGAUCUUGUGGGACGGCCUAAAGUCAAACAAAAACAAUUCAAGAAUAAUUGUCAUGGGUGCUACAUAUAGACCACAUGACGUUGACCUGGCUAUUAUCCGGCGAAUGCCCAUGAGGUUUGAGGUGCCAUUGCCAAAUGAAAAUCAGAGGUUGGCAAUUUUGACAAAAUUGAUCAAGGAUGAAAAUAUCGAUAAAAGUGUUGACUUACUAUAUGUUGCAAAGAACACUGAUACAUUUUCAGCAAGCGACCUUAAAGAAUUGUGUCGCUACGCUAUUUAUACGCCAGUGCGUGAAAAAAGUGACAUACUCAUUAAGCAAUCCGAAUCAGACUUAAACGAUCAACUUAUUAAAACUAGCAUUACACACAUGAGAAAGGUGAAAUCCAAAGAUUUUGAUGAUGCAAUUGAGCUGAUGAAAGAGGGCAAAAAGUUCCUUGACGUUCCUGGCCAAAAAGUGACGAUCUUUUAA